This is a messenger RNA of Vigna radiata var. radiata (mung bean), 1837 nucleotides long. RefSeq lists its product as uncharacterized. The coding region runs from base 309 to 752 and encodes 147 amino acids. The transcript has 4 exons. The record is from RefSeq and is a predicted model, not a curated record. NCBI's taxonomy places the organism in Eukaryota, Viridiplantae, Streptophyta, Magnoliopsida, Fabales, Fabaceae.
AGAUUUAUAUUUUCUGUAAUCUUUCUCAAGGUCAAGUGUUUCCUUCAAUGAUCUUGGUGGAUUUUUCAAUUUACCGAUGAAACACUGGCNCCAGUCACUCAUUUAUUAAGUUGAGGGAAUUUUCCAAUAACUGGUUAUUUGUUUUGUUUCAUCUUUCUUCCUGUUUAAAUCAACUAGUUAACAUGAUUUUUCGUUCAUUGGUUAUGUAAUUGAAAUUUNAUAUAUGCAAAUAAGCCUUUUGGCCUUCUUUUCUGAGGCCUUUCUAGGGAUUAUCAGGAAUUUGCUAGGGUUUAAACUGAAGGUAAUGCAUGUCUUCUCCUUCAGCAGUAGGGGCUUUUGCUCUAUCUCUAAAAAGGGGCAGCUUGGAUUUGCUUACUCUGAUUAUUAUAAUUCAUGUUGCAGGGAAGAAGAGCAGACAUUUGUACUCUGGAAAUGAGUACAACAGAGUCAUUACAACUGGGCCUCAGCCUCAAUCUCAAAGCUUCUACUUCCAGAGCUCAACAGUUAGCUAUGGNGGUGCAAAUGGAANGUAUUAUACCUCCUCAAGGACAAGAAGGAGUGNGAGUGAUGGAGUGACCUUUGAAGAGAGCAAGGAGGCUGAUAGUUCAAAAAGAGAAGCUUCUCACUUAAUUUCUAGAGGCAUUCAUGGCAAGGGUCAUUCCCUCUCCAAGAAACUGCAUUCUGAUGGUAGGGUGGAUACUAUGCAGACUUUGCACAAUAUAAAUGAAGGCUUGCAGCAAUGGCCCCUUUGAUGGAAGGCUGGUUUGUUGCAACUUUCUAUAGCAGUGACUANUUAAUGCAACCAUNUGUCCCGUAGCUCUCUUCUGAGUUUCCAGCUAACUCACAUUCUUUGGGACUCUUUCUGUGGUCUUUACUCUGAUAACAUCCUUGGGUUUCUGUUCACCUCAAAAAGGGACUUAUGUUUUGUUUUCCACAUUUGUGCGUAUGAUAUGUUAUAUGUCUAUGUUCCUUUUUUCACUGUUGUGUUCAUUUCAGAUAGGUAAACCUUACAGUGACCUUUGUCUCUGUACAUUUUUUUUCCUUUUAUUUUACUUGCAUGACCCUUCUUGUUUUUGACUCCUGUGUUUGGCUAGAAUUAGGACUUUAGCUGUUAAUAUGCAAUUAAUUAUGUCUAUCUUUGUAGCAUUUAUAUACUUGUAAUGGAAAUUAUCUGUUAUGUAUAGAAAUUUGGUAGUUGUGAUCAUCCUGCUAUUCACUGUCGAGACAUGAUGGUUUUGAACCACUAUUCGGGAUAUAUGAGAUUACUUUCACACUUUCAUAUUCUUGUAUGUCUGCAUUCCUGAAAGAUUUUUGAGUUGUGAUAUUGUAGAGGAACUUACUGGCUUUGAAGAAGAAUGGAAAAAGAAGGGUCAAAACUAUAUGCCUGGAUGGACUGGGAGUAUUGGUGAGUAAUUAUCUCUAUUCACUGGAAGAUAUCUCUACCAUUUACAAUAGGAUAUUUACAGUUAUAUGUUUACAUAUAUGUUUCCAUAGUUUCCUUAACUAUAUUCUUUUAACAAAUAUCUGCUAAAUAUUGUAAUUUACUCAUUGGAUUAUAACUAUUAAUGUACUUGAAUAACUAUAAUUGAACAAAAUAAAGUAAUUUGCUGUAUUAUCGAUAGUGUGUGCUAUGGUGGUAGAGUGGCCAGGACUGCUGUUUGGACAGUAUAAUAGCACACGGUUUAGUGUCAUGGCUGUAAGCGCCUGUAUGCAUUGUUGUCUCAUUUGGUGAGACAAAAUUGUGUUUUUUUAACAUGUAGGGUAGUGCACUUAUGGUAAGGGUUGAAGCCGUAAAAUGUCUUGUCUUUUUUAAAAGUGGGUCUAGUUUAUGCCAUUA